Messenger RNA from Phoenix dactylifera (date palm), 3894 nucleotides. Its product is annotated as E3 SUMO-protein ligase SIZ1-like. The record is from RefSeq and is a predicted model, not a curated record. Gene Ontology annotation, molecular function: zinc ion binding; SUMO ligase activity. Gene Ontology annotation, cellular component: chromatin. NCBI's taxonomy places the organism in Eukaryota, Viridiplantae, Streptophyta, Magnoliopsida, Arecales, Arecaceae. Gene Ontology annotation, biological process: protein sumoylation.
GACGAACGGGGAGGAAGAGAGAAAGGGGUUCAUGGCGCGGACUCGUGCGGGUGUAACAAACCACAUUUGAAUGUGGAGCAUUAGUCCGCAACACUUCUCUGCCGAAUAGGGUUGUGGAUCACCCGGCUACGACGUCGUUGACGCCACCAUUUCCAUCGAUCAAUUGGAGCUUCUUCUUUCUCUCUGUGUCACGCGCGUGCCGCCGCCGCCGCCGCCGCCGCGAAAAGAGAAGCCUCCCCCUCCUCUUCUGCUGUCCCCGAAUUCCUUCCAGGGUUUGUAUCAAUUUUCCAUCCAUCUAGUCCCAGUGAUCAAUCGAGACCGCCUACGGUUUCUUGGAGGGAAUUCUCUGAUGUUCGAUCCGACCCGGGCUGGGAAUUGACGUUUCGGUCUUUGCGCUCUCGAGUUCGCUGAAGGUGGAUCGGAUGGAAUUGGAGAUCUCUGUUUUGACUGAAUUUUGAUCGGACUGAAUUGGCACGCUUUUGGUACCGGAGGUUGGUCAAGUGAGGCGACGGUGGGCUAAAAUUUUUGUCUUCUGGUGGCUGGGUUGUGGGGUUUUGGAUCAAUGGAUUUGGUGCCGAGUUGCAGGGAUAAAUUAACGUACUUCAGAAUUAAGGAGCUUAAAGAUGUCCUGACUCAACUGGGUCUAGGAAAGCAAGGGAAAAAACAGGAUCUUGUUGAUAGGAUUUUGGCAUUAUUGUCAGAUGAACAAGUUCCCAGAUCUCAGGGUUGGGGAAAGAAAAAUUCUAUUGGAAAAGAAACGGUGGCAAAAAUAAUUGAUGAUACAUGCAGAAAAAUGCAAGUUCAUGGUGCUACAGAUUUAGCAUCUAAAAGCCACAGUGGCUCAGAUUUCAAUCAUGUGAAGCCUAAAGAGGAAAUGGAUGUUUCUUAUCAGUUGGAUAUGAGGGUUCGCUGCCUCUGUGGCAGUUCUUUGAUUACUGAGUCCAUGAUUAAGUGUGAAGAUCCCCGAUGUCAAGUUUGGCAGCACAUUGGUUGUGUUAUUAUACCUGAGAAACCUAUGGAGGGUGUUUCACCUGAACUUCCACCUCACUUCUAUUGUGAACUAUGUCGAAUCAAUAGGGCUGACCCAUUCUGGGUGACAAUAAGGCAUCCCUUACUUCCUGUAAAGUUGACAUCUUCAGGCAUCACAGCAGAAGCAACAAACACUGUACAAAAUGUGGAAAGAACAUUUCAGUUGUCAAGAAGAGAUAGAGAAAUGUUGCAGAGAAGUGAAUAUGAUCUUCAGGUUUGGUGUGUACUUCUUAAUGAUAAAGUUCCAUUUAGGAUGCAAUGGCCGCAGUAUGCAGAUUUGCAAGUCAAUGGUGUUCAAGUGCGUGUAGUUGGUAGACCAGGCUCACAGACGUUGGGAAUCAAUGGUCGGGAUGAUGGUCCGGUGAUCACCAUAAGGAGCAGGGAAGGAAUUAACAAAAUUUGUUUAUCAAGGUGUGAUUCUCGCAUAUUCUGUUUUGGAAUCAGAAUAGGAAAGAGGCAAACAAUUCAACAGGUCCUCAACUUGGUCCUGAAGGAAGCAGAUGGUGAGCAUUUAGAGGAUGCUCUUGCACGUGUUCGCCGUUGCAUUGGUGGUGGAAAUACUACGGAGGAUGCAGAUAGUGACAGUGAUUUAGAAGUGGUUGCUGACUCUGUCACAGUCAAUCUUCGUUGUCCUAUGAGCGGGUCUCGAAUAAAGAUUGCAGGCAGGUUCAAGCCUUGUGUUCACAUGGGCUGUUUCGAUCUGGACACUUUUGUCGAACUCAGUCAACGCUCUCGGAAGUGGCAAUGUCCAAUAUGCCUCAAGAACUACUCUCUUGAAAACAUCAUUGUUGACCCAUAUUUCAGUUGCAUCACUUCACUGUUGCAAAAUUGUGGAGAAGAUGUGGAUGAGAUUGAUGUGAAGCCUGAUGGUUGUUGGCGCGCAAAGAUUGAAGGUGAAUUUGGGGACCUUGGUCGGUGGCACAUGCCUGAUGGUACUCUUUGUGCCAAAACAGAUACAGAAGUAAAACCUGACUUGGAGAACUUGAGGCGGGUUAAGCAGGAUGGCACUUUGGAAGGGCACACAGGUUUGAGAUUAGGAAUCGAAAGAAAUUGCAUUGGAAUAUGGGAAGUUAACAACCUUGAAGACAUGAAACCUCCAUCUUUUGGAAAUCAUGUUCUAGGUACGCUUGACAAUCACUGCCAGAACAUCAUACCUAUGAGCAGUAGUCCCACUGGAAGUUACAGGGAUGGAGAAGAUCCAAGUGUCAAUCAAGAAGGUGAGGGGAAUUUUGAUUUAUUUCUGAAUAAUAAUCAUGAGCUUGAUUCUCGUUCACUCAAUUUUGAUCCAACAUACAAUGUUGAGGAUAGAAUCCCUCUUGCACCAUCAAAGGAUCCAGAUAUCAUUGUCCUUACUGACUCUGAUGAAGAUAACCGUAAAUUGAUCUUUCCUGAAAAUGCCUAUGAAACUGGUCCAUCUGGUGGUAGUGAUAUGCAUUUUACUGCCAUCCAUCCUGGAGUUUCAGAAAGAUAUCCUGAAUACCCUGGCCUGGGAACAAGUGGAACUUCAUGCCUUGGUCAGUUUAACAAUAAUGGCGAUGAUUUUGGGAUGCCACUCUGGCCAAUGCAGACAUGCCUGCAGACCGGACCAGGCUUCCAGCUAUUCGGAACUGAUGCUGAAGUUCCAGAUGGCUUAGUUGGUUCACAUAAUUCUCUUGGCUGUGCAACAAGCAAUGGCUAUGGUUUGGCAUCUGAUGGUGGUCUGGGGGAUGGUUCUUGUGUCCAAGAUCUUUCAAACUUUCGUUCUACUACUGAUAUGAAUGGAAGCUUGGUCGAUAAUCUGCCAUCAUUCAGUAGCAACAAUACUUCUCUGCAAAAUUUUUUUCCUAGCCAACCAGCUGAUGUUACUAUGCAACCUGAUUUACGUGAUACUGAAAUGCUAAAUGGGGUUCAUUCUGAUGCUUGGAUAUCCCUUACACUUGCUGCUGGUGGAGGUCUUGGCGAGUAUACUGCAAAUGGGCUGAGUCCAGGCCAACAUUUAGCACCAAAGGGAAGUAGGACAGAGCCGUUAGAAGAUGCUGCUUCAUUGCUUUUGAGCAUGAAUGAUGACAGACCCAACAAAGCAAAUUCAAUUACCCAAAGGUCUGAUAAUUCAAUUUCGCAUCCCUGGCAACCACGGGCUGUUAGGCCUCGUCUGUAUCUGUCAAUAGAUACUGAUUCUGAUUAGUCAUGGGAACUAAUGGGAUGAUACUUUGUAACUGCCCUAAGAGGCCGCUUGCCACCUCUGCAUGCUGCUUGCUAUGCUUUUGGUGACCAUUUAUUCUAUUAGAGAAAAGGCCAGACAAUCCUGCCUUGCUGAAAGGAAGAAGAAUUGUGGCAACUGAUCACCACUGCAAGUGGCAUAUUAAGGUGUUCAAAUUGCAUGCCUGAUGAAAGGCUUGAAUCUGUGAUAGGUUGUUGCAUGUUAUCAAUGCCCUGUGCAGACAGAUCCUCUAAUUCCUCCAUAUUGGCCACCUCCGCAAGAAAAUUUUUUUAUUUGAAUUGCAGGCUGAAUGCGAGUUGUACAGUACAGUGAUAGGAGAUGAGAAAUGGAGGCCUUCCCAAGGUGUAAGCCAAAUUACUGGGAAGGCUUGUGUAUCGUAAUUGUAUCGGGGUUCAACUGCUGUAAAUUCAAGUGCUUAUUGAAUUUUGGUCACAAUUGGAGAAAAUGCUGCAUUAGCUCCAUAGCUGGGAUUUCAAAAAUGUUGUUGCCGAAAGUUUAAUUAUUUUAAAUUAGAUACGUGCCUACCAUCAUUGGUGGUUUUUCAUAUGCAUAUGUUGAUUAAAUUGCUCCAGUGUUUUUGCUACAAUGUAAACAUUUUAUUGCUGACACAUUUGUAUGCUCGCUGAUUUUAUUCUAAAUGUGAAUGAGCAAUGCAAGUUUUCACA